GGCGUGCAGAGAAGACCGAAGUGAGGCCAGAGCCAGACAUGGCGUGCCGCUUCCGCAGGUCCAUUGCUAGUCAGCUUUCCAGAGUGUUGGAUCUUCCACCAGAAAACUUGAUCAAAUCAAUAUCUGCAGUUCCAAUUUCCAGAAAAGAAGAAGUAGCUGACUUUCAGCUAUCUGUGGAUUCUUUACUGGAAAAUAGGAAUGACCAUUUAAAACCAGAUAUUCAAGUUCAAGCCAAGAAACUGGCAGAGAAGCUUAAAUGUGAUACAGUGGUGAGUGAAAUCAGCACUGGUCCAAGAACUAUAAAUUUCAAAAUAAACAGAGAACUACUAACAAAGGAAGUAUUACAACAAGUAAUUGAAGAUGGCUCAAAAUAUGGACUAAAAAGUGAGCUUUUCUCUGGUCUUCCCCAGAUGAAGAUUGUGGUUGAAUUUAGUUCACCUAAUGUUGCCAAAAAAUUUCAUGUUGGACAUUUGCGUUCCACCAUCAUAGGAAAUUUUAUAGCAAAUCUCAAAGAAGCUUUAGGACAUCAAGUAACAAGAAUAAAUUACCUUGGAGAUUGGGGCAUGCAGUUUGGUCUUCUGGGAACAGGCUUCCAACUGUUCGGCUAUGAAGAAAAACUCCAGUCCAAUCCUUUACAGCAUCUCUUUGAAGUUUAUGUACAAGUUAAUAAAGAAGCAGCAGACAAUAAAAAUAUAGCAAAAUUGGCACAUGAGUUCUUUCAGCGAUUAGAACUGGGUGACAUCCAAGCACUUUCACUGUGGCAAAGAUUUCGGGACUUGAGCAUUGAAGAGUAUAUUCGGAUUUACCAGCGGUUAGGAAUAUACUUUGAUGAAUAUUCAGGAGAAUCAUUUUAUCGUGAAAAAUCUCAAGAAGUCUUAAAGUUGCUGGACAGUAAAGGACUCCUACAGAAAACAAUAAAAGGAACAGCUGUAGUUGAUCUCUCUGGGAACGGUGACCCCUCUUCAAUUUGUACUGUAAUGCGAAGUGAUGGGACUUCUCUCUAUACAACCAGAGAUGUAGCAGCUGCUAUAGAUCGAAUGGACAAGUAUAAUUUUGAUACAAUGAUUUAUGUGACAGAUAAAGGGCAAAAAAAGCAUUUUCAGCAAGUGUUCCAAAUGCUGAAGAUCAUGGGAUAUGAUUGGGCAGAAAGGUGCCAGCAUGUGCCCUUUGGAGUAGUGCAAGGAAUGAAGACACGAAGGGGAGAUGUCACUUUUCUGGAAGAUGUCUUAAAUGAGAUUCGACUAAGGAUGCUACAGAACAUGGCUUCCAUAAAGACAACUAAAGAACUAGAGAACCCACAGGAGACUGCAGAGAGGGUUGGACUUGCAGCACUCAUUAUUCAGGACUUCAGAGGUUUACUCUUAUCGGACUAUCAGUUCAGCUGGGAUCGUGUUUUCCAGAGUCGUGGGGAUACAGGAGUAUUCCUGCAGUAUACACACGCCCGCCUCCACAGUUUGGAAGAGACUUUUGGAUGUGGUUAUCUGAAUAACCUCAACACUGGUUGCUUACAAGAGCCACAGUCUAUUUCAAUUCUUCAGCAUCUUCUUAGGUUUGACGAGGUGCUUUUUAGAUCAUCUCAGGACCUUCAACCCAGGCACAUUGUUAAUUACCUUCUAACUCUAAGUCAUCUUGCAGCUGUGGCACACAAAACACUACAAAUAAAAGACAGUCCUCCUGACGUGGCUGGGGCCAGACUUCAUCUUUUCAAAGCUGUCCGUUCUGUCUUGGCCCAUGGAAUGAAACUUCUGGGAAUAAUUCCUGUAUAUAGGAUGUAAUUUCUAAUUAAAAUGGCGUUUUAAAAAAUUCUGAAUGAAUUUUAGUUGUUUUUAGAUGCCUUGAUGUUCAGAAUAGAAUUUAAACUGUUAUUCUGUGGCAGAAUAUUUGAUGAAAUGGAACUUACCAUCUUAUUUAAUCUUCAUCCUUUAAAAAGUCAUGUGAAUUCCCUCAUGGUCAACAGGUACUUAGACAUUUGUAAAAUUAAGUUGUGUCAUUUUAAACUCAAAAUAUUGUGGUCUAAUGGGGGUAAAGAAUUAGAAUUUAAACUGUGAC
This is a messenger RNA of Sciurus carolinensis (gray squirrel), 2049 nucleotides long. It is a transcript of the gene Rars2, whose product is annotated as arginyl-tRNA synthetase 2, mitochondrial. Gene Ontology annotation, molecular function: arginine-tRNA ligase activity; ATP binding. The transcript is spliced from 20 exons. Gene Ontology annotation, biological process: arginyl-tRNA aminoacylation; mitochondrial translation. Lineage: Eukaryota; Metazoa; Chordata; Mammalia; Rodentia; Sciuridae. Gene Ontology annotation, cellular component: cytoplasm; mitochondrion. The coding region runs from base 39 to 1775 and encodes 578 amino acids. The record is from RefSeq and is a predicted model, not a curated record.